CCGGAGGCUCGGAUAGGGGGCCUCAUCUUUCCGGCGAGCGCUUUUCGGCUGCAACUCCACUUGCGGUGUAUCUCGGCUUCCUUCUUCAGUUUUUUUUUUCUCUCUUUCUCUGUAUCGGUCUUUGGAUAUUAUGGCGAUCUCGAUGGGGACGACGGGAUCGAUCGGGGCUUCGUCGUCGGCGAGUUGGGUGGGGAGGAGGACUUGGGGGGCUUUGAAGGGGAGGAGGAAGGGGGCGGGGAGGGGGGUGCGGUGCUCCGCCACCUCCGCCGCCUCCGGGAGCUUGAGUGAGCAGUACCGGAUGCUGCGGAUUGAGCCGGGUGCCUCCGAGGAGGAGGUCAGGAAGGCUUACCGCCAGCUCGCUCUUCGGUACCAUCCGGACGUGUGCAAAGGAAUCAAUUGCGGCGUUCAGUUUCAUCGGAUCAACGAAGCCUAUGAUACUGUGAUGAGCUCCUUGAGGCAAGCCGAGGAGGAACGGGAGCGAUGGGAAUCUCAGGAAUGGAGCGACGACGGCUACGCCUACGAACCGAUGAGGGGGAUGUGUGACCCAAGCUGGGAUUUGUGGGAGGAAUGGAUGGGGUGGGAGGGGGCUGGCAUCAGGGACUACUCUUCCCACAUCAACCCCUACAUCUGAGCAAUUUCUCUCCAGCUUUUCCUUUGGAGGUUGAAUUGGCUGAGGACAAUGUACAUAGGUUCUCUGUUAAAAUUCUCAGCAAUUGUGGGUGUUAUGUGUAUAUAAUUUGGACUCUUCUUGCCUUUCCUAAUUUAAGGGUGGAAGGGUGUAUAUGGUUUCAACCUUUGUCUCUUUAAGUGCAGUUAUGCUGAUUUGUCAUUGCUCUUUUCA
Messenger RNA from Phoenix dactylifera (date palm), 841 nucleotides. It is a transcript of the gene J8, whose product is annotated as Chaperone DnaJ-domain superfamily protein. Lineage: Eukaryota; Viridiplantae; Streptophyta; Magnoliopsida; Arecales; Arecaceae. The record is from RefSeq and is a predicted model, not a curated record.